Eleginops maclovinus (Patagonian blennie) is the source of this 3228-nucleotide messenger RNA. RefSeq names its product FYVE, RhoGEF and PH domain-containing protein 4-like. The transcript is spliced from 15 exons. The record is from RefSeq and is a predicted model, not a curated record. Gene Ontology annotation, cellular component: cytoplasm. Lineage: Eukaryota; Metazoa; Chordata; Actinopteri; Perciformes; Eleginopidae. The coding region runs from base 119 to 2995 and encodes 958 amino acids. Gene Ontology annotation, molecular function: metal ion binding; guanyl-nucleotide exchange factor activity. Gene Ontology annotation, biological process: cytoskeleton organization; filopodium assembly.
AGAGAUAUCAGAGGCAGUGAUUGACUGAGCACGUGAAAUACAAAACCUCAGAGUCUCGUGGUCUCCUUAUCUCUUUCCGCUACAAGAAGUUGGACCUGAGGCUUUUAACUUUGUGACAAUGUUUGACUUGAAGAAGAGUUACAGUCUGAUCGUGAACUGCAGCGCGGAGGAGUUCAGGCGAGCGGCGGUCAGGCGGAAGGUCAAAGGUGCGGAGGAGUGCGUAGCCUCAGACACAGUGAGCAGUGGAGUGUGUGGCUCGUACAGCUGUGACCGAGUGAGUGGAUCAGAACCAAACUCUAAGCCUGGGGCAGAGGAAGUCAAUGAAAGAAGCCCGGCUAAUGGAUCGCCUUUCAAACCACAAGUGCCUCCUAAACCAGCUCACCUCCAGAGCCCUCUGAGUGCAGGACAGGCUUUAUCCCAUAGCCCCCCUGCAAAGCUAAUACCUCAACAAGUGAACGGCAAAGAUCAAGACCGGAGUCCUAACAGAGGAGUGUGGUGUGUCAGCCCAGCACAGACCUGUGUAGGCUCUCCUAGUCCAAUAAGAGGAGCAGGGAACAGUUUGUUAAAUGUGUCUGGAGCACAUAUCAGCCCUGCCAGACUCUCUCCAGGGACUCUUAGAAGCAGUCCACUUUUAGGCUCUCCAAGUCCAGGCAAAAGAGGCCUUCACAGCUGCAGCCCAGCGAGGGAAGGUAGGCACAGCCCUGCUAAAUUGUCUCCAAGGAACCGCAGCCCGCUUUCAGGAUUACUGCGGACCCCCAGCCCUGUGCAGGGGAGAAUGGGAAGCUAUAGACCCGUCAAAAACUGUAAAUCGUGGCUAGGACUACACAGAAUCCCAAGUUGCAAGACGGAAGGAAAAGAGAAGAAACAGGGGAAAUCCCUCAGCGUGCCGGACUUGAUUGUUUACAUGGAUGAGAGCAGGAUUCUAACGGAAAAGGUUGAUCGCUCUCCUCUGCAAUCCCCCAACUGCAAAGGGCCAGUCAUCACCAUCAGAUCACCGGUUAACCAUGGACUCAGACACGCAGCAAGUGAAUCCCAUCUAUCGAGCAUUGGCAGAGACCAUUCCCCAGGACAAAGGAAUGGCAAAGUGCAGGGAAGAGAGGGCACAUUAAUAAAUGGGAACGGUUUCAAUGACAAAAUGGCAGAAAGCAAGAUACCCGUUGAUUAUGGCUCAAAGUCUUCCUGCCAGUGGAAUGAGCCAAAUACAGAAGUUGCCCGGAUCCACAAUGACUUUAAAGAUGAACAAUAUGAUGAAAUGAGAAAGGGAAGAGAAGAAGGCGAGCCUAAAAAUGAAGAAAACACAAAGCAGAAAUUGUACAAUAUAGCAAAAGAGCUGCUGCAGACCGAGAGAGCCUACGUGGCUCGUCUCUACCUGCUAGACCAGGUGUUCUGCUCGCGGCUCACAGAAGAGUCAGGCCGAGGCUCCUUUCCUCCUGACGCGAUAAGAAGCAUCUUCUCCAACAUCUCUUCCAUCUACUCCUUCCACAGCCAGUUCCUGCUGCCUGACCUGGAGAGCUGCAUCGGCCACUGGUGUGAGAGCCCUGGCCUUGGUACUGUCCUGCUGAAACACGCACCCUUCCUGAGGAUGUAUGCCAACUACGUCAGGAACUUUGACCAGGCCAUGGAGCUGGUGAGGACCUGGACUGAACGCUCCUCUGUCUUCAGAAACAUCGUCCAGGAGAUACAGAGUCAGGAGGAAUGUGGCAGCCUGACCCUGCAGCACCACAUGCUGGAACCGGUCCAGAGGGUUCCACGUUAUGAGAUGCUGCUCAAGGAUUACCUCAAGAAGCUGCCCAAGGAUGACCCAGAUUAUAGUCUUGCUCACAAGGCCUUGGAGUCUAUUUCCAUGGCAGCCACCCACUCAAACAGUGCCAUCCACAAAGCUGAGAGCCUGAAGCGUCUGCUGGAGAUCUCUGAGAUGGUUGGAGACGAGGAGGUGGUCAACCCCACCAACGAGUUCCUCAGGGAAGGCCGUCUGCUCAAGCUUGCUGCCAGGAACACCUCGGCCAUGGAGAGGCACCUCUUCCUGUUUAACAACUUCCUGCUGUGCUGCCUUCCAAAAUUCUCCCUUGUUGGGCAGCGGUUUAAUGUCCGCUGCAGGAUCGGAGUGGAUGGCAUGCAGGUGCAGCAGACCACCAAUGAAGACCACCUGUACACCUUCCAGGUCUCUGGGAAAGAGAGGAUCCUUGAGCUGCAGGCCAGCUCGGAACAAGACAGAGAUGAUUGGAUCCAGGUGAUUCAGGAGGCCAUUGACACGUUUCAGAAGAAAAAUGAAACCUUCAAAUUGGCUUCAAAGGAGAUAAAGGAAGAACAACCAAUGGAAGAACUUGGCCGGCGUGCCCCUCGCUGGAUCAGGGACAACGAAGUGACCUUGUGUAUGAAAUGCCAGGAACCUUUCAACGCGCUCACCAGGAGAAGACAUCACUGCAGAGCCUGUGGCUGUGUGGUAUGCUGGAAGUGUUCAGACAACAAAGUGCCUUUAGAGUACGAUGGCAACAAGCUGAACAAAGUGUGUAAAGCCUGCUACUCCGUCCUGAUGGCUCAGAGAGGGGAGAGUAUGGAGGGGAAGAAGAGGAGAACACUGGAGUCCGAGGCCUCCAUAGUGUCUAGAGAUUGCGUAAUGAGUGGCUUCCUGCUAUAUGGCGACAACCCUAAGACCUGUCAACAAGUGUGGUCUGUCAUCACCUGCAUUGAACCGCCAGUCCUCCACCUGUACACUGCUCCACAGGAGGUAAAGCCUCUAUCCAGUAUACCUCUGCUGGGAUGCAGUGUGGACGAUUCCCCUCAGAAGCUCCAGGGUCGGCCUUGUUUCUGUUUAAGACAAUCCAACACCACCCACACGUUCUCCUGCGCUGGUUUGGACCUCAAACAGAGCUGGCUGGCUGUUCUGAAAGCUGCUGUGACGGGAGGGCAGUGCACACUCAGAAGAUGUGUCAGUGAUGAAAGUAUGUGUCCUUCCGAGGAAUUUGUCAUCAUUGAAGACAUUGAUAACUCCUGAACGCUCAAGAACAGGGACUUUUGAAGGUAUAUGGGCACAGAACAGACAAAGGUCCAUUGAUGUUAGAGAUGGCUUUGAAAUGAACAUUUGAUGAAAUGUAUGAAAUCUUAAAGUAAUUAAGGAAUGUAAAUUGUGUUAAUAACAAUAUCCAGACAGUGUUUUCCUUAUAAGUGUCAUUGCACUUUAUUUCUGAAAUGGUUUACAGUAAAAUAAAUAAAGUGAAGGAAUUUUAA